Molecule: messenger RNA, 783 nt
Organism: Magnusiomyces paraingens
Lineage: Eukaryota; Fungi; Ascomycota; Dipodascomycetes; Dipodascales; Dipodascaceae
Exons: 1
Coding region: 1-783 (260 amino acids)
Biological process (GO): tRNA splicing, via endonucleolytic cleavage and ligation
Molecular function (GO): tRNA 2'-phosphotransferase activity
Source: RefSeq, a predicted model, not a curated record
AUGUCUGCUACUGGAGAUAAGGACACCCGGCAAAAACGACCUCGAAGACCCGCUGACACCCCAGAUGUAAAGCUGUCUAAAGCGCUCUCGUAUGUGCUGCGCCAUGGCGCAGCAAAGGAGCGGAUUCCUAUGCGGCCUGACGGGUAUGUGCGGGUUUCGGAUUUGUUUAAAAGCUCGCGGUUUCACGCGUUUACUGCCGCAGAUAUAGCACGAGUAGCGCGUGAAAAUUCUAAACAACGGUUUGCGCUUGCGCGUAGCUCUGCCAGCGGGAGCGAUGCAGAUCCAGAGCCUGUUGCACUUGAAGCCACGGAGAGAUUAACGGACGCGACGCGUGGCGAGUGGUUCAUUCGUGCGAACCAAGGACAUUCACUGACUGGUGUUGAGGUCGAGAUGCGGCCAUUGCUACGUGUUGAGGAUUUCCCUGUGGCUCAUGGGGCUUCAGCGCCCUGUGCGGUUCACGGGACCAAUGCUACAGCAUGGAAGAAGAUUAAGGAGUCUGGUGGGUUGUCGCGGAUGGCGCGCACGCACAUACACCUCGCUCCGGGACUGGCUGGCGACGCGCAUGUCACGAGUGGGAUGCGCGCGUCAGCAACGGUGUACAUCUAUGUGAACAUUGCGGCUGCACUUACUGCGGGGCUGCAGUUUUGGGAGUCUGCGAACGGUGUGCUGCUGAGUGAAGGUGAUGAGAACGGGCGGAUCCCGGUGUCGCUCUUUGACCGGGUUGUAGAGCGGCGACCAGACGGCACGCUUGCCGAGUUGCCUAUAAUGGACGUUCCGGAAUGA